Molecule: messenger RNA, 1146 nt
Organism: Eptesicus fuscus (big brown bat)
Lineage: Eukaryota; Metazoa; Chordata; Mammalia; Chiroptera; Vespertilionidae
Product: 60S ribosomal protein L13a-like
Biological process (GO): translation; negative regulation of translation
Cellular component (GO): ribosome; cytosolic large ribosomal subunit
Molecular function (GO): mRNA binding; structural constituent of ribosome
Source: RefSeq, a predicted model, not a curated record
AUGCAGUGGGCGCUCAGGCGGCUGCCGAAGGUGGCAGAGGGGCAGGUCCUGGUGCUAGAUGGCCGAGGCCAUCUCCUGGGCCGCCUGGCGGCCAUCGUGGCCCAGCAGGUACUGCUGGGCCGCAAGGUGGUGGUUGUGCGCUGUGAGGGCAUCAACAUUUCUGGCAAUUUCUACCGAAACAAGUUGAAGUACCUGGCCUUCCUCCGAAAACGCAUGAACACCAACCCGUCCCGCGGCCCUUACCACUUCCGAGCCCCCAGCCGCAUCUUCUGGAGGACGGCGCGAGGCCUGCUGCCCCACAAGACCAAGCGAGGCCAGGCCGCCUUGGACCGCCUCAAGGUGUUUGACGGGAUCCCACCGCCCUAUGACAAGAAAAAGCGAUGAAUGGUGGCUCCUGCCGCCCUCAAGGUCGUGCUUCUGAAGCCUUCCCGGAAGUUUGCCUACCUUGGGCGCCUGGCUCAUGAGGUUGGCUGGAAGUACCAGGCCGUCACAGCCACUCUGGAGGAGGAGAGGAAGGAGAAGGCCAAGAUCCAUGACAGCAAGAAAAAGCAGCUCAUGAGGCUACGGAAACAGGCCGAAAAGAACGUGGAGAAGAAAAUUGACACAUGCACAGAGGUCCUCAAGACCCAUGGACUCCUGGUCUGAGCCCAAUAAAAUUGACUGUUACUCCUCAUGGUUGGCCUGGCCUGCCCUUCCCCCAUCGCCGCCCUAGGAUGUGGGGAACCCCAGGGGCUCUUCCGGGGCCACAGGCACCUUACCUUGGGCCUUAGAAGGCUGGGGACACAGAAGGGGCCUUAGUCACUGCGAUUUAAAGAAAGGCCUUUUAAAAGUUUUACAUGGCCCUGUCAGUUGGGCAUACUUUGCCUGUGACCUACUCAGAGUUUUAGGAAAUCAGCAGCUGGAACAGCUAGUUCCCUUUCAGCGUUUAUAAGCUGGAAAACUCUUUAAACUUCCCACAUGAUACUAGACUGUAGCUGUUAGGAUGUAGCAAAUGCUUGGGGGCAGGAUGGACCUGGUAUUGUACAGAGGGAUUUACAGAUGCACAGACAGGAUGGCAGCCACAGCGUCUCCGGCAUCGCACUUGCACGUUCCUGUACCUUGUGAUCAGAAAAUGAAUAAAUUAUUUUUAAAGAAAAAAAAAAAGAA